AUGCCGCUCUUUGCGUUUGCCGCUGCUGCCUCGGUGCUCGCGCUCUCACCCAACCCGUCGACGCUGCAGCCGUCCGCGAGCAGCAUCGACCUGGUCGAGACCGGCAAAGUGGUCCACGGCCUAGACGACCGGCGCGACUGGUGGCAGCUCGACGGCGGCGACGACGCGCUCGCGCUCAACCUGCUGGAGAAUGUGAUUGCGGUGCAGACGACGCGUGAUGAUCUCGAAAAGAUAGAGGACGGCGGAAUCUACAAGUUGAGUGCGUGGCCAAUCGACGAGCGCCACGGGGCGCAGUACAACAUGUGCGACGGGGAGCGGUACCUCAAGCAGCCCUCGCUCGGCCACUGCUCUGCCACUCUCGUCGGUCCGGACCGGAUGAUCACGGCGGGGCACUGCAUCGUGAAGGAGAGCGGGCCGGCGAGCUGCGCCGAUGUCGCGUACGUCUUCAACUACCACGUCACCGGCCACGAUUCGGAUGGGAAUCCGACCUUCCCCGAGAUCACCGAGGACGAUGUCUACUACUGCGCGGGGUACUGGACAGACUUUGACACGGGCGGGACCGACAUUGCGUACGUCAAGCUGGACCGUCCGGUCAAGGACCGCACCCCUGCCACAAACCGCCACGACACGGCCGUCCCGACCACCAUGGGUCAGAAGCUCCUGAUGAUUGGCUUCCCGUCGGGGCUUCCCGCCAAGGUGGACGCCGGCGGCAGAGUCACCAACACCGGGGCAGGCAACGGGUACGAGUGGUUCACGGGGUCGACAGACUCGUUUGGUGGUAACUCGGGGAGCGGCGUCUUUGCCGAGGACGGGACGAUGAUUGGUGUGCUGGUGCGCGGGGCGACAGACUACCGGACGGACUGGACGCGGGGGGGGUGCACGGUCGUUGCGGAGCUGCCCAACUCUGCUGGGGGAGAGGCGAUCACCUACGUGCACCACGCAGAUCUCGUCGACCAUUCAGGGCACUGGCAGCCGGCCUCGAUCGCACCGUCGGAGGUUAGCUGGGCGCUCGAGUGCGAUGGCGUGGAGGCGCCGCUCACUGGCGGCCCCUACUCCGACGACUUUCCCGGAUACUCGCACGCGUUCACCGCGACGCCGGGCUCUCGCUGCGUCCUCACUAUGCGCGACUCGUACGGCGACGGCUGGGACGGAGCCACCUGGUCGGGGCUCGGCCAGCGAGGCAUCACCCUCGCCUCGGGGUCGAGCGACACGCACGUCUUCAUCGUGACGGCGGACGGCGCGUCGCCCUACCACAGUGAAUACCCGUUUGGCCUCGUCGACGGCCGCAUGCUUAUUGUCGUCGUCGUGGGCCUCCUGUGCGCGCUUGUCCUCGGCGGUCUCACCGCCUUCUUCUGCUACCGCUCCUACCAGAACCGAACGAGCGGCAGGCUAGAUGCCGAGCACGGCAUGGGCAUGGCGCCCAAGGGCGUGACGCUACCUGCUCACAGCCUGUCGCCUGAGCCGUGA
Messenger RNA from Emiliania huxleyi CCMP1516, 1467 nucleotides. RefSeq lists its product as hypothetical. NCBI's taxonomy places the organism in Eukaryota, Haptophyta, Isochrysidales, Noelaerhabdaceae. Gene Ontology annotation, biological process: proteolysis. Gene Ontology annotation, molecular function: serine-type endopeptidase activity. The transcript is spliced from 2 exons. The record is from RefSeq and is a predicted model, not a curated record. The coding region runs from base 1 to 1467 and encodes 488 amino acids.